AUGUGUGUGGGUUGCGCGCCUCCUUCUCGCAGCUCUCCUGCCUCCUUCCUUCGCCCGUCCAGCUCUCUGGCCCUUUCAGUGGUUUCUGGUUACCUCUCAUGUGCGCUUCACUUUGGGGGGGAAGAAGAGAAGAAGGGGAGGGAGGCGCUGAGGGGGGCAGCCGAGUUGCUAUUUGUGGCCAAAGAAUCCUCUUUAAAAGCAGCAGCAGCAGGAAGGAGGAAACAGGAGAGGCGGAGGGAGGAGAAGUUACGCGGCCCCGGACCCCCCAGCCGCGAGCGGCGGAGCGUCGAGGAGCGGGAGGAGGAGGAGGAGGAGACACACAGCGGCAGCAGCGGCGGCGGCGGCGGCAGCCGGAGAAGCCAGCGCAGGGCGAGCGGGAGGAGCGGGAGGAGGAGAAACAGCCGCGGAAGCCGCGGGCUCAGAAGGGCCAGGAGGACGGCCCGGGAAGAGGAGGAGGAGGAGGCGGAGGAGGAGGAGAAGGGGGUAGGGGUGGAGGGAGGGCGGGGGGACGCGCUCCUUUGGAUGCUGGAUUUCGGGGUUUUGGACUCACUCGCUGACUCUCCUCCACUUCCUCGCUCUGGACUGGGCUGGCCGCGCGAGGACCGGGCGGCGGCAGCCACUGGGGGGAUUCCCGCGGCGGGGGCCGCAGCUGCGCGGGAUUCAGUCGGCCGCCCGGACUCCGGCGGCUCGGGCAGGCGUGGGCUGCGCGGCCGUGGAGGGGCGUGAAGGCGCUGGAGCAAAGUGCUGGUGGCUGCGCGGGAGGCGGUGGCGGAGGCUGCCCGGAGCCAACAUGACCAGGUGAGUCCCCCGAGCUGACCCGGUCCGCCCCCCUGAGUCCUCCCGGUCUGCGUCCGCGGCUCGCCCGGAGCCCGGCUCCCGCAGCCCGCAGGUCAGGGGCCGGAGCUGCACACUCCGGCGUCCGCGAGCCCGGCGCCCCGGCACCGGAGCGCACAGUUUGCUCUUCGGAACCUCCUUGGGCAGAGGUCCUCCCCUGCGCUGUUCGCUUCUCGCUUAAAGCCUCAGACCAGGGAGAGUGGCAGUUCUAGAGAAUGAGAGUGUUUGAAUCUGUAUAUUUGUGCGAUCUCCGCUUUCUCCUCCUGGGGUGGGCGUAGUAUUGGAGAAAUGGUGGAGCGGCGGGGCACUACGACCCUACCCAGGGAUUCUGCCGCUGCAGUUUUUUUUUUUAAGAGGCAAUGAUUACUGAUUUAAGGAGGGCUGGUUUUGGUGAUUUCUUUCUUUCCUCUGAACUAGUGGGGAGAAGGAGAAAUAGCAGGAGUCAAAGUCUACGCGGCUGCCAUAGAGGAGGGGGAUUGUUUUGGAGACCUUUCCGUGGCAGAAUCAAAGCUCGUAGUUCUGCCACGGGAAUCUGCUGUUCUUACACGCUCAUUCCGUAGGGAAGGGAACAAAGAAUUUAUCAUGAAAACUCCAACUUGUAGGAAACAAUUUAAAAAGAAAGCCAAGAACAAACUAAACGUUCUUUGCUUUCCUGUCGAUUUAUUGUAGCUUUCACAUUGGCGUGUAGAAAACUUGAAUUGUGUAUCUGUGAGGUUGAUUUUCAUUUAGAAGCAUUAACAAAUUAAGUCAGUUUU
Balaenoptera musculus (blue whale) is the source of this 1589-nucleotide messenger RNA. RefSeq names its product putative RNA-binding protein Luc7-like 1. Lineage: Eukaryota; Metazoa; Chordata; Mammalia; Artiodactyla; Balaenopteridae. Bases 1 to 726 code for a protein of 241 amino acids. The record is from RefSeq and is a predicted model, not a curated record. The transcript has 3 exons.